This is a messenger RNA of Triticum turgidum subsp. durum (durum wheat), 1617 nucleotides long. Lineage: Eukaryota; Viridiplantae; Streptophyta; Magnoliopsida; Poales; Poaceae. The record is from the annotation of a GenBank genome assembly.
AUGGCCGCGCGGCGGUAUACCGAGCACGAGGAGGCGCUCGAGAUCAAGUCCCUUCGGCGCAUCAUCGCCGCCUACAUCAAGUACGCGAAUCCCCGAUCCCCAUCCUCUCCUUCCUCCGCGAACCCUCCCGUUCCAUCCUCAUCGCUUCGGGCUCUCCAACCCCCGCCGCCAUCGCCGCCGGUCCUCGGAGCGAGAUUGAAAGGUCGUGUAGAAGGGGAGCGCGGCAGUUCCAGGGCGCUGCUUCGAGCUGUGGCCCGAUUGGGUGGACUGGAGCUCGCGGUGGAGCUCAGUCCGAGUUCAUGGUCCUAUCAAGAUGCAGCAGAGAAAGAUGUCAAGAGAUAUGAACGUUCAUUCAAAAAGCUUUCUCCUGCCCACAAGGAACUUCUGUUUCACCUUGGUCUUAAGUACCAACGAUUGAGAUGGUGUAUAUCCAUGAAUACAUCUUUUAUCAUGAAUAUGCUUGAGCAUUGUUGCCCAGAGGAAGGUGCAAAUACUAGAGAAACUGAGAACAAGAAGGAUGAGGAAGUCCACAUGGUGGGUUCCUCCCAGCCUGCUGCCUGCAAUUUGGGGAUAUCCCAAGGUGAAGAUAAAUCAUGUAAUGAUGGUAAAGAUGCGAGUGCAGCUGCUAACUGUCAAGAUACAGAUUGCUUUGCAUCUUCUACUGAUGAAAAUAUUUAUCCCCAAGUUAUUUCAGGAGGCUGUAUUGCAAAAAUAUGCCUGGCAAAGAGUAAACCAGCCAGCAGCACCUUCUGGACAUUAGGUGAACUCCCAUUGAGGGCACAAUCAUUUCGACGCUUCCAAAUCAUCCAAGCACAAAGGGUGAUCAAGGAGUUCAACCCAGCCUGCAUAGAAACUGGCACCAUAGAGAUGGUUCAGUACCACAAGCAAAAGAAAUGUACAGAAGGUGAUUUGGAGUGCCAGAUAACUCCAGGGCACCGCAGGGCUCCAUCUUUGCCACUGGAUGUUCCUCCAGUUGAUGUUGACAAAGUAAGAUGUAUCAUAAGAAAUAUUGUGAGAGAUUGGGCCCAGGAGGGUCAAAUUGAACGUGAUGAGUGCUAUAAACCAAUUCUUGAGGAACUUAAUCGUCUUUUUCCUGACCGAAGCAGGCCACCUUCAUGUUUAGUCCCUGGUGCUGGGCUUGGGAGAUUGGCUCUGGAGAUCUCUUCUCUGGGUACUGUAUGCACCCAAGAGGCCAAUGAAUGGACCAUUUAUCCUUGGAUACACAACAAUUGCAAUUCUCUUUCAGACAAAGAUCAACUUCGGGCUGUUUCAUUUCCUGAUAUUCAUCCCUCAAGUGCUGGGAUAACCGAAGGAUUUUCGAUGUGUGCUGGAGAUUUUGUAGAGGUCUACAAUGAGGAAAGCCAAGAAUCUGCAUGGGAUGCUGUUGUAACUUGCUUCUUCCUCGAUACGGCACACAAUAUUGUUGAAUAUAUUGAGAUAAUAUCAAAAAUUCUCAAAGAUGGUGGAGUCUGGGUAAACAUGGGUCCGCUUCUUUAUCACUUUGCUGAUGCCUAUGGACCAGAUGAUGAUAUGUCUAUCGAACUAAGUUUGGAAGACGUGAAAAGGGUAGCUUACCAUUAUGGAUUUGUGAUGGAGGUGAGGGUUUAUGCACUAUAA